Manduca sexta (tobacco hornworm) is the source of this 6723-nucleotide messenger RNA. RefSeq names its product rho GTPase-activating protein 7 (gene cv-c). The transcript is spliced from 20 exons. The record is from RefSeq and is a predicted model, not a curated record. Gene Ontology annotation, biological process: actin cytoskeleton organization; regulation of Rho protein signal transduction; signal transduction. Gene Ontology annotation, molecular function: GTPase activator activity; lipid binding. NCBI's taxonomy places the organism in Eukaryota, Metazoa, Arthropoda, Insecta, Lepidoptera, Sphingidae. Bases 380 to 3499 code for a protein of 1039 amino acids.
UUGGUGUUCACUUGUUUGUUUCUUACAUCCGCGGACGACGUUCGAUAUUUGAAAAAAGAAAUAAAUUCUUUUUUUCAAAUAAAAUUCCUUUUUCAAAUUUGUUAACUAAGCGGCCAGUGUUUUGAAUUUAGAACAUGUUUUGAAUUACGCAUAAUAAGUAGUGGUGUGACUGAGUGACGAUAACUUUUUCUAUAACAAGUUUCAUUGCAUAACGUUCGGAAAACUGUUAUUUAACGUGUUAAUUUAUUACAAAUAGCCGUUAAUAGGUGCGUGAUCGAUUUUCGACAUGAAAGUUAGUGAUUCAGUGUAUGUAAUGAUGCGCUGCGGCGUACCGGUGUGUCUUGUUCUCAUUUAGUGUUUAGUGCUUGUUAUAUUUACCAUGAGUGUGCCUAAUUUGAGUGCUGAUCAAAUAACAGAGAUCGAAGCGGCGGAGGCUUGCAAAUGGCUGAGGGCCGCCGGAUUCCCUCAGUAUGCACAGAUGUACGAAGAUCUACAGUUCCCAAUAGACGUCUCAGGAGUACAAAACGACCACCCGUUCCUGGAUGCCGACUCGCUGCAGUCGCUGUUCCGACGGCUGACUGCGCUCAACAGAUGUGCCAACAUGAAGCUAGAACACCACCAUCAUCAGAAGAGAUCGAACGACUCUGACGAUGAACAAUGCGCGCUGAGCGACAAAUGGCAGUAUGAAAGGAAGUCUCGGAGAUGGUCCAGGGUGGUCGAGAUCACGCCGCAAGCACAGCGCAGAUUGCAGGUGAUAGCAGCAAGGGCAUUGGCAGAGAGGGAAGCGCGGGAAGCGAGAGGCGAGGUAGAAGAUGAUGAGGACGAGACCCUGCCAACCAUCAGGGUGGGGCUGGUAGACGCUGAAGGACAUUACACUGACGUUGAACCUGACCUAUUAACAGUACCAGGUCAGCCAGUAAUACAGUUACCAAGUGACAAAGAAGAUGAAGAAGAAACAGGGACAAGGUUCCGAAGAACAGGCUCAGAACGGCUUCGAGACGGCGCUAAAGCCUUGCUCCGAAGAGUGGAGUCGCUCAAAACCCGCAGAAGGAAACGGCAAAACAGAACAGAAGUUAUUGUCUCCUCUCCACACUUCUUAGACGUGCAACAGGACAAAUAUGCAGACUUGAAUUAUAUAGACAUGACGCCAACCACGCCGACAGCAUUCCCGUUCCCAGACUUCCACAGUUCACCGACCCAUGCCCCAGCCAUCAGGACCCAACCUCCUUCCCCCAUGACAGUGAUGCCACCAUCUCCAAUCGCUCCAUUAGAACAGUCCUUCGUCCUUAACCCGCCGUUUGGAGACGAUAGUUCCAGCUACGCGUCAGAUGGGAGUAUGAGUUCUAGUAAUAAGAGCUCAAAGUCGAAAUUGGGACGAGCUAAGAGAAUAUUUCACCGGGGGAUAAAGAAUGAAGAUUCAAGUGCAUUGAGCGACUCAGAAUGUCAACCGGCCAGUUGGAGACAUAAUUAUUAUAAGGAUAAUAAUACUCAUCAUAAUACAGAGGUCUACGUGGAACCCCCAUCGCCAGUGGAGUUGAAGCCAGAUCCAGAAAUACUCCGAGAGGUGCAGAAAUCUCCAGGUCAUACGCCGCAUCGACGGCAGGCCAUCAGAACCAGUUCCCUUAACUUGGGAAAGGAUGGACAAAAAUUCCGGGACAGAAGUCUCAAAAGAGAUAAAUCAGCAUCACGAAGUUCGGAGCUCGACAGCAGUCCAAACUCAGCUGGAUCGAGGUCUCAUGAUGGUGAUCAUGAUGACGAUGAUGAUAGCGUUGACAUGAAGACUAAAAAGAACAACAUCCAAAGAUGGUAUUCAUUCCGUACUAGCACGCUUAACGGCGGUCCCAAAGCUAACAACACGCUUCAACCCACGCCUAACCAGAAGGAUCCUGAUUCUUAUCUGUCGCGACCAAUGUCAUCAUUGUCUUGUGGUCAACUACAUAUAUUAAGGAAAUUGGCCUUAUUGCGGCUGACUGCGUGUAUGGAAAGAUAUUGUCCCUCGCACAAAUCGGGAUGGAACUGGGAAUUACCCAAACUCAUCAGGAAGAUCAAGACUCCAGACUAUAAAGAUAAAACCGUAUUUGGAGUACCUCUAACGGUGUCCCUACAAAGAACUGGACAUGCGCUGCCGAAGCCAAUCCAAUGUGCGCUGAACUGGUUGAAGAAUAAUGCUUUAGAUCAGAUGGGUAUAUUCAGGAAAGCAGGCGUAAAAUCAAGAAUAGCCAAACUCAGAGGUCUAGUAGAAUCAGCCGGUGCUGCGAACGCCGCAUUUGCUAUUGAAAACAUGAACACCAUAGAUCCAAACCAGUCUAGCCUGAACUUCGACGGCGCGCAAGCCCAUGACGUGGCGGAUAUGGUGAAACAGUACUUCAGAGAACUUCCUGAUGCUCUUCUGACUAAUAAACUUAGCGAGACUUUCAUCGCUAUAUUUCAACAUGUUCCGGAGCCAUUGCGACCAGACGCAGUGCAGUGUGCGUUGUUACUACUGCCCGAGGAACAUCUGGAAGCGUUACACUCGCUUCUCAUAUUUCUUUCUGAGGUGGCAGAACAUUCGGCGGUGAAUCAGAUGACUGCGUCUAAUCUAGCCGUGUGUUUGGCUCCGACGCUGCUGCGACUUCAUCACGCCCCGCCGACGACUGGCAGCACCAAAGAAGGAAACUCUAAUAGGAUGGUGAUAGAGAGCGUGGCAGACCAAAGGCAGAUCAGUGAGAGUCGAGCUGCGCAUGCGUGCUUGUUGCUGCUCAUACAGAAGCACAAGCACCUGUUCCUGGCGCCCGCAGACAUGCUGGCCAGGUGCAAGUUUAACUACUUCGAGGAGAGCGUACCGGUAGCAUUAGAAGAAUUAGGUGCAGAUUUCAACCAAGACUGGAAAGGUUUUCAACAAGCCUGCAUAAAAGCAUUGCUCAAAGAAGCCAAAGAAAAGACACGAGGGUGGAUGUCAGUGUCAGGCGCAGCGCCGCACGUGGAGCUGUGCUGUAAGAAGGUGGGUGACGGCCAUCCACUGAGGUUGUGGAGAGCGACCACUGAUGUAGAGGCGCCGCCGCAGGAGGUUAUGCAAAGGAUACUCCGUGAGCGGCACAUAUGGGACGAUUCCCUGGUGAAGUGGAGGGUCGCUGAGAAGUUGGGCACCAACGCCGAGGUGUUCCAGUACGUGUCGGCUUCUUGCAUCAAUCUGGCGCCGAGGGAAUAUUGCGUGCUAAGGUCGUGGCAGCAAGGCGGCGGCGGCGGCGGCGGCGGCGGGUGGUGCGCGGUGGCGGAGACGUCGGUGGCGCACGGCGCGGCGGGCGCGGACGGCGCGCGCGGCGUGGUGCUCGCCUCGCGCUACCUCGCGCAGCCCGCCGGCAAGGGCCGCAGCAGGCUCGUGCACCUCGCCAGGGUCGAUACCAUGGGUCGAACUCCAGAAUGGUACACGAAAUGCUACGGGCACAUCUGCGCCCUCUACCUGGCCAGGAUUCGGGCCUCGUUCAAGCACAACACAGAAGGGCCCGAGUCGAACGUAUGAUCCAAGCAUUCCACUUAAGCGGACUCCGCUUAAGUAGACGUCACGUCAGUGUACAUAAUGAACGUUGUUAUAGUGAAGUGUUAAACUAAAAUGUUGAAAAUGUUAUUCGUGACCAAAAUUGUAGUUAGUAAAAUUUCCGAUCUGAUAUUUAUGUACCCGAAUCUUAUAAUGUUAUAAAUGUUCGUAUGUUUGUAUGUUUGUUAGAAAUUAAAAAACAACUGAUUUGGAUGUUUGGCAGUAGGCCAAAUUGAUUAACACUAUACUUUUUAUCACCAUAAUUUAAUUGGGAUAUUGGAAUUUUUAAUCUGAAUUUAAAUAGAUGUCGCUGGAAUCGUAGCCUCAAGGAAACCGGGAAGUGUUUUCAAUACCGCGAGCAACGCCUACUGCAUAAUAAUUAGCUAUAAUGAUACUACCUGGGUAUGAGCUUCGCCCCGGUCUAAUCAGGUAUACCCGAUACCUGGAAUCUGUACCUACCUCCAAGUAGUGAACCUUGUUAUCCCGUCGGGAAUUACCAAAAUUCGAAUGUUUAGAUGCUUAGCUAGAAACAAUCCCCUGUGGUGCGAUGUAUAUAUUUUGUCUAUUUCGUAUAUUAAUAGACUUUAAGGUAGAUAAGGUUUUAAUGAGUUCGGUGAAUGAUGAUCGAAUUUGAUCCUAAUAAAGAAGGGAAAAUCAGGUUUGAACAAAAAAAUUGAUUUGAUGACCAACGUAUUAUUAUAAUCUGUCAAUAUUAUUUUUUUUUUUAUUAUUCGCAUAUUAAUUUCGGUAUGAAUUAAAUUAUUAGAUAUUUUAGACAUAAUGUAAACAACUCGUAUGACCAUAUACGAGAUCCUUAAAUGUAAAAUCUAGCCAGAAUUAGCUAAGAUAAAUCACGUAAAAAAUGACUUCUGUUUUACAAUAUUUUAUGAAUCCUCUAACAAUUCUUAAACCAUAAAUUGGUUUAAACAAGUAUCAAACUUAAUUAUUUUUACAAGUAGAUCAUGAAAAACAAUGAUGCAAUAAGUAAAGGAAAAGUAAAAAACAUAAAUUGGAAAUACCGUUGAAGUAUAGUGUCUAUAGAAAAUUUCCAAAGUAAUCUUUGUGCAUACGAGUGCGGUUUGCUGUUUAGUUAGGCAUAAUAUGUUGUUCCUCUGUGCAUUUCAUAAAUAAGAAAAUACCUACUUGUACUUCGAUGGAAAAUAUGUUUGCAAAUGUCCACUGCAUGCUAAAUAUUAGAGAAUUGAGAGUUCUAUUUUUAAAUUGCAGUUUUAGGUAAAAAAAAAUCUCACCAACUAUUCGGAAUUUAAAUAUUGAUACCAACCUAAAGAAAAUAAUAUUAAUAUUCUUACAUAGCAAAUAUAUACUUUUUGUUAGAAUUUCAAUAACAAAACCAAAUAUAUUUAAACCAUAAUAGCCAUAAUGGCAGUCAUUAAAAACUAUGAAUUUCGAAUUAUUCUCUAUAGAAUCUUCUAGACGCAAUAUUCACCGAACUCUAUAAAACGUGUUAUAUAUAACUCCAAAUAAUCUCGUAUGCUAAAUUCAGUUUUACCAUUAACAUGUAAAGUUAUUGUUACAUAUCACUAGUCAUAUUAUAUAAAUAAUUUUCAAAUUUAAUAAAAAAAAAAUCACAUAAUAACAGUACCUGUCCUGUGUUCAGGAAUCUAUAGUAUUAAAUUAUUAUCAUAUUCAAUAUUUAAUGGUAUGUAUUGAAAGCAAUUUAAAAAUGAAUGUAUUCUGAUGUGAUUGUGUUGUAAAAAGUCUGAUUGUAAAUAGUUUGUUAGCUGUUUAGCGUAAUGACCAUCACAAUUUUAAUGUUUUUAGCUUAUUAACAAUAGUUGUGAGAAGUGUUUUAUAUGGGUAAAGAUUGUUUACAAUCUACGUCCAAACUAAAUAUGACUCGUUCUGUAAACCAAGAGUAGAAAUAAAUAGAAUUUUGCAAUAUCUAAAAGUGAUAACUAAGUAUAACUCGUUCUUCAACAAAGUAUAGAAAUAAAUAGAAUUUUGCAAUAUUUCAAAGUAUUUUUUGUGGUACACCUAAAUACCUGAUUCUUCUAAACUGUCAUUUUUGACUGAACGUAUUUAAUUUUAAUUCCUUCAAAUCAAUUGUUUAUAGUUAUUCGUGAGAUUGUAAAUACUCGAUAUAUAAAACACUCCAUACAAUAUUUAUAUUAAUAUAAUUCCUCUCGUAAGAGAAACGUUUUGAAGCCAAAUAUCACAAAAUGAAGAUAUUAUAAUAUGCUUGUAAAUAUAAUUCAAAUGAUAUUCUAUGGAUUCUGUAAUCUCAAAUAAUAAAUUUUAAUAUUGUUAGUUACCUACUAUUAUCACAAAUUGUUGGUGCAGUUUUAAAUAAUAUUAUUAGCUCGAAUAUUAUGUGGCUACAUUCACAGUUUAAAACGUCAAAUAAUACUGACAAAAUUUAUUGAUGUCACUUGUGCCAAAAUAUAAAAAAUAUUACUACCUUAUAAUUUGACUAAAACCGAUUUGUGAAAAGGUUUAUCGAAAAAAAAAUGCUGGCAAUGUAGCACAAGAUUUUAAUAAUCUUAAUUCAUCAACUCUAAAAAUUAUGAUAAGUACUUAGAUUACAUUAGUACAUACAUAAACAAUAUUAUAAGAAAAUGUAUUUCAGAUUUUAAAUUGUGAAUGUGUCUUUCAUAUUUUAAUGUAAUCAUUCAUCAAUCAUCACAUCUUAUAGUAUUUAAAGGCCAGUUUAAAAUUAUCCGGUGUUAAAUGUUAAGAAAUAUCCAUAAACACGUCACAUUCCAAUUAUGAAACACAUUUCCACUGUAAUAGGUAAACUCCUUGAAAAGAAACCCAAGUCUAGACGUAUUCACUUUAUGAAUCAACAAUAAUUUCCAUAUUCAAUGUUUGAAAAUAAUUAUUAAAUACUUACUGCGUUGAAAUGCAUUUUAAAUAAUUUAAUUCUAAAUGUUUAUAGUAAACCCAAUUAGAUGAUAUCCAUUGCCAUAGCGGCUUCCAUAAAAAAAUAGAAUAUAUUUUUAAAUUCAGCUAUGUCAAUAGAAUAGGGCAUUCCAAAUUUAAAAAUCGACACGUUUUAAUGUUAAUAGUUUUAUCAGUUACAAAAUAAAUCAGUAUUUCAAAAUUAGAUAAAUGUGUUGAAAUGUUGUUAGUAUCCGUUUUACUUUAUAUCAGUAUAAUCAGCGUAAAUACUCCGUGUCUGUUAAACUGUAAUAUAAACUAAUGCAUUGUGAUUUAUUCUUUAUGGAAAAUAUAUGGACCAUUGUAUUGAA